AGGGGAUGGAGCUGUGGGCGGCCCGGCGGGCCGUGCUGCGCCUGCUGGGGGCCGUGGCCGCCCGGCACCUGCCCGCGCUCCUCGCCUGGAUGAGGAGCGGACGAGAUUUUGAUGAAUUCACCCAGGAUAAUAAUGAGAUUGUACUCAAAAGCAUUGCAGGAGAUCUUCGGAAUUGCUUACCUCCAGAAGCCAUGUUUAAUUCAGAACAUCUAGCUCUUCAAAAAAUACGUCAGCAACCAGAGCCCACAGUUCACGUUGAUGCUUUCCUUUAUGAUGAUGAUUUUAUUGACUCUUUAUGUGAGGAACGAAAAAUGAGCAGAAACUACUGUAUGAUGUGUGGUUCUCACCAGACAGCACCUUUAGGGUUUAUUUCUCACUCAUUCUCUCUCAUGGAGCUGAAGUUCAUUUACCAGCAUGUGCUCCCUGAUCUGACAGGAAAGACCUUGGUCGACGUCGGCUCCAGGCUCGGUGCAGUGCUUUUCGGGGGUUAUCUUUACAGUUCAGCCCUGCAACUGCUCGGAGUGGAGAUGAAUGGGGACUUUUGCCAGUUGCAGCAAAUGAUCAUCACGAAAUAUCACUUCACUGACAGGAUAAAGGUGCUCCAUGCAGACAUCUGUACCCAAGCUUCAGUUCUGCAAGAUGCCGACGUUGUCGUAAUGAACAAUGUCUUUGAAUACUUUCUUGACAGACCAGAACAGGACAGAGCCUGGGAAUACAUUAGCUGCAAUGUGAGAAAAAAAGGAUCAUUAUUAGUGACAGUCCCCAGCCUUGAAGUCUCUCUCUCCAAUUUGCAGACUAACAUUCAUCUGAGCCAGUGGGUGGAAGAGGUGCAACUGGACUAUGAUGUGUACACGGAAAAGGAUUUUGAUCGAGAAGCCCUCGAACAGAUUCAUUUGUACAAGAUCCUUUAACCCACACUGACCUGCUGAUGCACGAGGUUGUGUUGACUGAUGUGAUAAUUUAAUUGAAAUAUUUAUUUGCAGAAUUAUUUAAUUUUUCUCCUGAUUUCCUACAAAGUCAAUAAAACCUUUUUUUUUUU
This is a messenger RNA of Tachyglossus aculeatus (Australian echidna), 1039 nucleotides long. RefSeq lists its product as uncharacterized. The record is from RefSeq and is a predicted model, not a curated record. The coding region runs from base 6 to 911 and encodes 301 amino acids. Gene Ontology annotation, molecular function: methyltransferase activity. The transcript is spliced from 8 exons. NCBI's taxonomy places the organism in Eukaryota, Metazoa, Chordata, Mammalia, Monotremata, Tachyglossidae.